Molecule: messenger RNA, 582 nt
Organism: Phytophthora infestans T30-4
Lineage: Eukaryota; Oomycota; Peronosporomycetes; Peronosporales; Peronosporaceae
Exons: 1
Coding region: 29-484 (151 amino acids)
Cellular component (GO): membrane
Source: RefSeq, a predicted model, not a curated record
CACCAAGCUCUUCAACGCGUCUCGAGUUAUGAUUGUGAACGGCAGUGUUAAGGUUUACGUCGCAUGCACUUCAGUCUUGUACAUCAAGUUCCUGACUGCCACGAUGAUUCAAGGAGCGAGGAAGUACGCCACGGGUGCUCGUCCUCCUGAGGAUACGUGGCUCCCGUCGUCCAAGCGCAAGCAAACUUUUGGCAUAGACAACACCAACGACACCAAGACGCUGGAGGCAGAGAAACGUUGGGAAGGUAUCGUCACGAACGAUUUGGAGUCCAUUCCGCUGGGACUAUUCAUCUUCGGCGCAGGAAUUAUGGCUGGAGGCAACUCGAAAGUUCACUUCCGUGCGAUGCUCGCAUUCACGGCGGCACGUUGCCUACACACGUACGCUUUCGCGUAUGCGAAACAACCCAUGCGCUCACUGUGCCAGGGAGUCGGCGUGGUGGCGACUCUAGUAGGACUGGGGAACGCUGUGAGUGCUAUUCUCUAAUAUGUAUUUUAGCCGCAGGAAAAGAAAGAUAUUGCUAUGAUAACAAUUACCAAUACAACAACACAUUUUACACGCUAUCAAAUGACAACGGAAAAAAA